Molecule: messenger RNA, 1860 nt
Organism: Cylindrotheca closterium
Lineage: Eukaryota; Bacillariophyta; Bacillariophyceae; Bacillariales; Bacillariaceae
Source: the annotation of a GenBank genome assembly
AUGAAGCUUUCUUCCACCCCCACACAAUAUGGAUACAAUAAUAGCAUGAGAAGGCCGAAACGACGACGUCUAGUAUGGAUCGUUGCGAUUCUGAGUCUCAUGCUUCCACCCGCCAUUGCUGAAACAUCGAAUACUGUGGAAACAUUAGAUUUCAAGCUGCGGCUCCCUCAAGUGGUCGACGGGGGAUCGUCAUCCUCGUCAUCAAGUUCCGACGAGACGUUUCAACAACAAGAACAACAGAUAGAUCUAUUGGAAAAGGAGACUUCCGCAUCAGAAGAGGAGGAGGAAUUGUUUGCAGAAGAACAAGAGACAGAAGAAGAACAAGAGACAGAAGAAGAGCGACGGUUGAAGAGCUCAAGCAAUGAUUACUGGGGUUAUUCAUCAGGCUUUGACGAUUACGUAAACAAUGAUGACGACUUUUACAAGUACAUUGAUGACGAAUUCGGGCCAUCCCUUUUGCCACUGACCGGUAGGACUGCACUGGGACUCAUGCUGGCAUCCAUUGGCAUUGUCUUGGGAAGCAGCGGAGGGAUUGGUGGUGGAGGAAUUGUCGUUCCUGUAUAUAUUAUCGCAAUUGGAAUGUCACCUAGAGCAGCUAUUCCAUUGGGCUCUGUCACGGUUUUGGGUGGAUCACUUGCGGCAAUUCUGGUCAAUUUCAAGAGACGCCAUCCGUUGGCAGAUCGUCCAAUCAUUGACUGGGAUCUAAUUCUCGUGAUGGAACCACUAGUACUGGUUGGCGCCAUUAUUGGUUCAAUGUUGCAUCGAGUUGUCAGUGAAAAGAUUCUGGUGGUCAUGCUGGUACUGUUAUUGAGUGCAGUGGCACACACUACUUUGGCUAAGGCAAAGCGCAUGUUUGAGGCAGAAUCGAGAUAUAUUGAACACUUGAAAGCAGCUCAGUGGGACCAAUUGAGUCGGGUUACAUCAAUGGGGGCAUGGAGUGCUCAUGCAGUGGGAGACGGCAGUCCGACAAAAGUCCCAACUGUUGAACAAAUUCCUUCCCCUUCUCGUACCAUGACCUUUGAUUCUGUCCCAACUGUGCCAACAAAACUGGAUGCAGAUGAAAAACAACGUAUUCUUAUUGUCAAUCCUGAUUUUGUGACUCUGCGGUCGGAUAUUUUGGAACAAGAAAAGGUUACUCCAACCGGAAAAAUUUUGGUCAUGUUUGCUAAGUUUGCAAUCAUUAUGUUCCUGAACAUUACCAUGGGAGGUGGUGCUUUUCGCAGUCCAUGGGGAAUUCUUUGCGGAAGUGUAUCCUACUGGGUGGUCCACGUUAUCAUGGUGGCUUUUCUAAUGGCCUCUGGUUGGGCGGCUCAGACUUAUCUUAUCAACAGAUACGAACUGAAAGAGAUUAUUCGGUAUGACUAUGUUCGUGGAGACAUCAAGUGGGAUCUACGAAAUGCUAUUGUUUAUCCUUUUCUAUUCAUGUGUUCCGGGUGUUGCGCGGGUAUGUUUGGUAUUGGCGGUGGAAUGAUUUGUGUUCCCCUGAUGCUUGCAAUGGGUGUGCAUCCAAGUGUUGUUACUGCCACUACAGCGACCAUGAUGUUCUUCUCAACAUCUUUGUCGACCGCUUCUUUCGCUGUCUUUAACCUGGUUCUUUGGGACUUUGCCAUUGUUUGCUUUAUCCUUGGUUUCUUUGCGUCUCUUGUGGGACAAGCCAUUACCCGAAGAGCGAAACGAGGAUCUAAUGUCAGCGGGACUAACUUUGAACGGAAUUCCUUUGUUGCCUACAUGAUUGGUGGAGUUAUCAUGCUUUCCGCUCUCCUAAUGACUCUCCAAUACGUCUUGCACAUUGUCGCUUACAAAGAGUCGUCCAAUGAACGAGAAGGGGGGCUGUGCGAAGGAUACCGAGUAGGAAUGUAG